Messenger RNA from Anopheles marshallii, 396 nucleotides. RefSeq lists its product as uncharacterized. The transcript is spliced from 3 exons. The coding region runs from base 1 to 396 and encodes 131 amino acids. Lineage: Eukaryota; Metazoa; Arthropoda; Insecta; Diptera; Culicidae. The record is from RefSeq and is a predicted model, not a curated record.
AUGGAUAGAAGCAACUUCCAACAGCAGCGUAAAAAACGUCGUGAAGCUAAACGAAAGUCGGGUGAAAAAAGGAAACCCAAAUCGAACCGAUCCGAGGAAAGUCUACAUCCAAGCUACACCAAUUUACAGCCACCAUACUCGGCCAGCUGUCGUCAACGAUAUCACGCAAAUAACAUGCUCUACGAGAAACAGUUCAACCACGAGUUGCGAAUGCUUGAGUUGAUGCAAAAUUCGGCCUACGAUUCGAUGCGGUUCCACCGCCAUUUCGCUAUUACUACACUUUGGCCACCGUUGCACACACGCAAGGAGAUCGAAUAUGUGUUGGAUAAGUUUUUCCGCCACUCCGAGCGACAAACUCGUCGUUUGCACGAAAUUAUGAAAGGUCCUGUUCAUUAA